Molecule: messenger RNA, 2252 nt
Organism: Bombyx mandarina (wild silkworm)
Lineage: Eukaryota; Metazoa; Arthropoda; Insecta; Lepidoptera; Bombycidae
Gene: Exd2
Product: Exonuclease 3'-5' domain-containing 2
Biological process (GO): nucleobase-containing compound metabolic process
Cellular component (GO): cytoplasm; nucleus
Molecular function (GO): nucleic acid binding; 3'-5' exonuclease activity
Source: RefSeq, a predicted model, not a curated record
UUGGAUUGGAUGGAAUGUUAGAUUGCAUUUUAUAAUAAUAUAUGGAAUAUUAGAUGUUGUAUUGUAUAGUAGUAAAUCUGUAGAAUGUAGGUGUUUAGUGGUUCUGGUUAUUAUAUUGUAUUGUAUUUAUUUAUCAUGCAAUCAAAAACAAGAUACGAGAUUUAUUUAGCAACAGCAGUUCUUGCUGUAGGGGCAGUAACAUAUUUAUUUUGGAAACGGAAAAGCCGACUUCUAGACGCUGUUGAUGCUUUUUCGUAUAUAAAUAUCAAAAUUGUCACUAAUGAAAGAAAUUGCGACGAAGCGGUCAAUGAAUUACGAAGGCGAUGCUGUGACUACAAUGCUUUAGGAUUUGACUGUGAAUGGGUGACAGAUCACGGAAAAAGAAAGCCAGUUGCACUGGUUCAAUUAUCAUCAUCUGAUGGCCUGUGUUGCUUGUUCAGGCUUAGUUCAAUGGAAACUAUACCUAAUUCUUUAAAGGAUCUCUUAGAAGAUGAAAAAAUCUAUAAAGUUGGAGUAGCAGCAAAUGAUGAUGGAAAAUAUCUGUUCCAAGAUUAUUCAGUGAAGUUGAAGUCUACAUUAGAUGUAAGAUAUCUAGCAGAACUAUGUGGACUAGAGCCAGGUGGUCUUGCAGUUUUAUCCAAGAACCUACUGAGAAUUGUCUUGGAUAAGAGUUGGAGGAUUCGUUGUAGUAACUGGGAAGCUGAUGAACUGACGGUCAAUCAAAAACAAUACGCUGCUGCUGAUGCUCAUGUAGCCAUCAAGAUAUUUGAAUAUUUGCUGAAAGAAUACCGUUUCAAAUCUAUGAUGAAGGAUCUAUUAAGAUUAUCAAAGAAGCUAAGCGUAGAUGACAUCUGCCAAAAAUAUGCUGAUAUUGGAUUCAAGCAGAAGAGCAGAAAAGUUGCAGGAGACAUCCCUAAAGAGUCGAAGCUUAAAGAUGUAAGAGUAAGCAAGAGGUAUGUCCUCCGUUCUAAGCCAUUGUAUCAGAAUUGUUUCCUACAAGCACCCGAUGGAGACUUAUUGUGUACAUGCGACAACAAGAAAGCUUUGUGGUACGUGGACAAGGGUCUGGCGGAGGUGGUGGGGGGCGAGCCUCUGACGGUGCGGCUGCGGUUCGAGCCGGCGGGCCGCUCGGUGGGCGAGGUGGGCCGCUACUACGCGCAGCCCAAGGCGAACAGGUGCGUCGUCUGCGGCGCCACCAACUCCUACAUACGGAAGAACGUCGUGCCCAGGGAGUACAGGAAGUAUUUCCCGGAAAUAAUGAAGGAGCACUCGUCCCACGACGUGGUGCUGCUGUGUGCGGCGUGCCACCAGCGCAGCAACGCGCGCGACCAGGCCGUGCGGGCGCGCCUGGCCGAGCGCGCGCGGGCGCCGCUGCCCGCCGCCGACAACGCCAGGGAGACGCUCGACGUGCGCAAGAAAAAAGUGAAGUCUGCUGCCAACGCGUUGCUUUACCAAUCGCAGAAGCACGAGCUGCCAGAGGAGAGGCGGAAGGUGCUAGAACAGAUCAUCCUCGAUUACUACCCUCAACAUAAGGAGGUCUCCGAGGACGUACUGAAGGAAGCGGUCGAGCUGUGUGUCGUCCAAGAAAAUGUCGAUUAUGAAUCUCACGGAAUGAAGGUUGUUGAAUAUUUCUCUAAACGCGACGGCGGUCUGCUCGCUCUGGAGCAGAUGUGGCGGGAACAUUUCAUAAAUGUCAUGAAGCCUAAUUAUUUGCCUGAUCUGUGGUCCGUCAAACACAACGAAGAGAGGUUGUGGAUAAAAUGGAGUGAGGGAAGAUUAUCAGAAAAUGAUCUCAAAGUUAUUGGCGCCAGGUGGUCUUGAAUAUAAAUGGGAAGAGAUUCUAAGUACACUUUCUUCUCCAGUAUGGUAAUAGGCUUUAAAUGCCAUUGUUGCCAGUGUCGAAUUUUUUAAAAUAAAUUAUUUUUUAAGCAAAUUGCAACUGUAUGAGAUAAAAUUGUUUAUUUGAAAUAGUAUUUGGUAUUGGUAUGAAAUUAAAUGAAAUGGAAAUGAAAAAUGACCAAAUAAAAUGGUGGGAAUUUAGUAAUCAUAAAAACUUCUGUGGGGAUUUAGAGAACCCGAGAAGUCACCUCCGGCGACUAUGUUUUAUUUUCCUAUACUUGUAUUAUUUCAAAGAUACUAAAUGGUCAAUAAGCUAUCAUUACGUAUAACUUCGUUCCUCGAAUAUAAAUAAUAUUACAUUUUGUUUAUUUUUUUGUAAAAUGUCAAACUUUGUGUCAUUUGUAUGUAUGUAA